Wyeomyia smithii (pitcher-plant mosquito) is the source of this 790-nucleotide messenger RNA. It is a transcript of the gene Ufc1, whose product is annotated as ubiquitin-fold modifier-conjugating enzyme 1. Gene Ontology annotation, molecular function: UFM1 conjugating enzyme activity. The coding region runs from base 130 to 639 and encodes 169 amino acids. NCBI's taxonomy places the organism in Eukaryota, Metazoa, Arthropoda, Insecta, Diptera, Culicidae. Gene Ontology annotation, biological process: protein K69-linked ufmylation. The transcript is spliced from 4 exons. Gene Ontology annotation, cellular component: cytoplasm. The record is from RefSeq and is a predicted model, not a curated record.
CAUGACACGUAGAAAACAGCUGUCAAAUUAUUAGAAAGGAUCAAAACUCAAAACAUUCUCCGUUCGUGAUUUCGCAUUGCGAAUUGUAUUUAUUGGCUAGAACAUUUUAUUAGGUAAAAAUAAUUGGAAAUGGUGGACGAAAGUACACGAAAAACGCUCAGCAGUAUCCCAUUGCUGCAAACAAGGGCAGGACCGCGGGAUAAAGAACUCUGGGUACAACGGCUGAAGGAAGAAUAUCAAGCACUAAUCAAGUACGUUCAAAACAACAAAUCCUCCGACUCGGAUUGGUUUCGACUGGAAUCCAACAAGGAAGGCACGAAAUGGUUCGGCAAGUGCUGGUACAUUCAAAAUUUACUGAAGUACGAAUUUGAGGUGGAGUUCGACAUUCCAAUUACAUACCCAGCGACGGCACCGGAAAUUGCACUGCCAGAGUUAGACGGAAAGACAGCCAAAAUGUACCGGGGAGGAAAGAUAUGCCUGACGGAUCAUUUCAAACCACUGUGGGCUAGAAAUGUGCCCAAGUUCGGUAUUGCCCAUGCGAUGGCACUCGGGCUCGCGCCCUGGCUGGCAGUUGAGAUACCAGACUUGAUAGAGAAAGGUGUAGUUACCUACAAAGAGAAAGGAGAAUCUUCUGGUUAAUUUUUAACGCUGCAUGUUACCAUUUUUUUCUGUUUAAUACAAUAACGGUAUUUACUAUAUAAUAAUAAACAGGUGUACGCUUCAAUCCGCAGCUUGAGACAUCAUUUUUUUGACAGAAGUUAAAAUAAAAAAAUGUUUAAUGUUGCCUUAA